GUGUGACUUUGAUGUGCCUGCCUGAUGAGAGCAAACUAGACCGCUUCUCUUGCCCUCAGUUUGCAUGGUUAAUUGUAACCAUGAGCAACAUCCUUGGUUGUAGUAUGCUGCCUCUAACCAUGCUCUGCUGGUUUCUGUUUGAAUUGGUUUUGAGAUUUUUAGCUGCAGCACGUCCUUUUUUUGCGCCUUCUGAAUUUUAUGAGCUUGGCAACGUAACUCCUCGAAUCUACUUCCCCCCCCCCUUUAAAGUUUGGUUUUGCAUUGGUUUGCUUAUCCUUGCGUCAUUCCAUUUGAGGUUGUUGUGCUCGAGGAAUGUGCUCCUCUUUGCGUGACUGGCGUGUUGUGCUGCUGCUGAAAAAAAUAUUUUUUGACACGUGUGAUUGGCUGUCUCUCUUGAGCAGCAGCAGCGUCAACAGAAAGGAAAUGCAGCCCUGCCAGCAGGGCUCCAUGAGGGUGGACCACCGCCGGCCCGUGUCCACCGACAGCCUGUUCAGGGACAUGUACGAUGACUCUGAGGAUGAGGACGAUGAGGUGGGCUAUGCUGACCCCAUCCAAGAUGAUCUGUACUCCCGCAAGAUGGGCAUCAAACCACAGCCUGCUGCCAAAGAAUCUUAUGACAAGUUCUUACCGAAGUUCUGGACGCCUGAAGAGGAAGUUCACAUACAGAAGAUCAAACUAGGCUCUCAGAGGAGACCGUGGUACAAGAAGAUGCAAGGCUUCAGCUAUAAGAAGUCGGGCUCUUCGUCAGAUGAUUCAGACAGUGACAUCAGUCCUUGGCUCUCCUCUGCCCCCUCUCCCUCCGGCCCCUCUCCCUCUCACCCCCACACACACAAGGCCCCGGCUCACACCACCCUCGUUGUGGGGAAAAGUCCUCAUACCCAAGCACACACUCUCCCACAGCUCCCCAAGAUACAGCCCCCUCUGUUAGAGACACCCCCUCUGGUGUUUGCCCCAGUGGACCCCACCUCGGGUCCCAAACUGGUCAAAUGUGAGAGGUGGCCCCUCCUGGGGCGCCAGGAUCCCCGGGAGCCCCCAGACCCCUUUGAUUAUGAGAGCAUUACCCCUGACUUGGAGAAUGAUGACAUGUUUGCCAGGCGAACCCUGGCCUUCCAGUCCAACACAGACUUGGCCAUGAUGAAGACUCAGCUGCCCACCAAACGUCGUCUCUACACGUCUGAGCCGCAACUCAACAUCAUCACCCAGCGACGCGCUGGGGGCAACACCGAGGAGGAAGAAUACCCUGAUAUCGAGGAGGAUGAUGUGGUUUAUCGUAAGGAGAAAACCCAGCAGGCUCAGCGGCCGCUCUCUGGAGCCCCUGACAACUACUCGCCUAUGCCCAUCCCAGAGCCGUGGGCUCUGCCUCCUGAUCUCAAGGCCAGACUCCUGUGCCCCCCAUGUCCUCUGACGCAGGAGGCAGCAGCAAACAAACAGAAUCGGGCUGAGAGCGAGACGCAUCCUCAAACAGAUGACAUGCUAAUCCGGAAAUAUGGAGUUUGCUCUGAUCAGAGCUCAAAGAGAGCCAAUCAGAUGACGCCCUCGGUGCCUUCGUCCUGUAGCGAAAAUGACCUGCAGAAAUGGCAGGCUAUCAGGGAAGCCAGUCGGCUAAGAUAUAAGAAGAAGCUCAUGGUGGAGAGGCUGGCGGCUCUGAAGCUGUAGAAGCAGAUUACUGUAACAGUGCCUGUUAGUUUCUCAUGACUUUGUGACUGUGAAAACUCAUUUCGGUCUUGGAAUAUUUUGUGUCUGAUGGUGAAGUGGUCUCGACUGCAUGUUGAUCCAACUUGUAAAUGAUUGGUCUUAAGGCCGUCACAGACAUAGAUGGGGGUUCUUUAUGAGAGCUGAUCGGUGCCUUCAGUAUUUAAUGGGUCAGUCACACGAACCACAAUAAAGGAGCUCAGAACUUUUUUCUGUUCUUUGUUACCUCAAAAAUGACGGUCUUUUCCACUCAGAAACUGUAAAGAAAGUCCUUAUGAAAUUGUUUCAAUAGGGCCACUGAUUAUGGUUUUCUGCAUGAUGGCAAUAUGGUUAAUUUACUCCAGCAACACAUAGUAUGUACAUGCUGAGUGGACGACGAGACUGUACGUUGAACCUACUGCUACUGUGUUUUUGAAGUGUGAUUUUUGAACAACACAAAUCUCCGACAUGGUACAUCAGACCCAAAUCUUUCAUUCGAUCUUUGGUUUUGUUUUGCUAUCAGACAGAGUUUGCCUGUGAGUGGAAAUAUAUACAAGCUCAAUAAAGGAAAUAAGAGACUUCA
Molecule: messenger RNA, 2254 nt
Organism: Epinephelus lanceolatus (giant grouper)
Lineage: Eukaryota; Metazoa; Chordata; Actinopteri; Perciformes; Serranidae
Product: LIM domain only protein 7-like
Biological process (GO): regulation of cell adhesion; regulation of signaling
Source: RefSeq, a predicted model, not a curated record